Messenger RNA from Oncorhynchus kisutch (coho salmon), 2472 nucleotides. RefSeq names its product proton-coupled folate transporter. Gene Ontology annotation, molecular function: transmembrane transporter activity. Gene Ontology annotation, cellular component: membrane. The record is from RefSeq and is a predicted model, not a curated record. Gene Ontology annotation, biological process: transmembrane transport. The coding region runs from base 510 to 1919 and encodes 469 amino acids. The transcript is spliced from 7 exons. Lineage: Eukaryota; Metazoa; Chordata; Actinopteri; Salmoniformes; Salmonidae.
AUGUCAGGUGGUCGCUGUCAUCUCUCUGUAGUGUUCUUUCCAACUCCACUGAAGCAAAACAGGAAGGUGUAUCAUGGUCUUAUUGUUUAGCCUAGUCUGCAAAACCAUGGUGGCCAAGGUUUGACCUUUUGCACAUUAAUUCAUCCCAAAUGGUAACCUAUAGACUAGUCCCUACAUAGUACACUACUUUUGAAUCGAGUCCUACCCUGGACAAAAUUAGCUAGUGCAUACUGGGAAUUGAGUGUCUUUUGGGAGUGCAACCUUUUACUUUAUUGCGGAACGAGGAGCUGCUGUGACUCAUUUUUAUAACAUGGAACUUGUCAUUUUUACUGUAGGGACGAGGUAAUGAUGCGUUAUACUGACAAACAUGUGACUCCUCUGUAAGACUUCGAUAACUUGUAUAACCUCCUAUAGGCUAAUUGUAGCAAGAGUUACCUUGUCUUUUGCAUUUCUGUUACGCCAGUCGUGUUUGCACUUGUCUGCUAUUGCAAGAGCGACUCAACAACGAUAUGUCAACAUGGGGACAACGGGUCCGAACAUUCGUGACCGUGGAGCCGGUCAUUUUUUUCUACAUGACCAGCACGUUCAUCGUGACGCCUGCGUAUCAACAGCUGGUCAUCGCAAAGGUGUGCUAUGAGCUGUUUCAAGACUCUUACAUCUGCAGCAGCCCAGCGCACCUCAAGGAUGAGGAGGAGCUGAUUGAGGGUCGUUCCUCCUACAUCCUCCUGAUCUACACAUGUGUGACCAGCCUACUGUCCAUCCUUCCAGCCAUGCUGCUAGGCUCCUGGUCUGACCGCUCCAGCCGCAAGGCUGUCAUGCUGCUGCCUUGCCUUAUGUCUCUGGUCAGUGGUGGUGUGCUCAUAGCAAUGUCUCUACUGGAGGACAUUAGUGUGUACUGGUCGCUAGUCGCCGCAGGGGUAACGGGCCUCUCUGGAGGAUACGUCUCAGUAUUCCUUAGCUCGUUUAGUUACUUAGCAGAUGUCACAGCCGGGUUGGGGAGUAACCGUACUCUGCGUAUGGCGGUGGCAGAGUCGAUGAUCUACGUAGGAGGGAUGGUGGGGUUCUUGUUAGUUGGUUUCUUGAUACAGGAGUUUGGGCUGAUGUCUGCAUUUGUGGCAUACUGCUCCUGCCAUGUUCUCUCUGUGCUCUAUAUUCUGGUUUGGUUACGGGAUCCUGAACGCUCAGUCCCACCUCCACCCUCAGGGGAAGAUGGAGACAGACUGCCAUGUGAAGCUGGUGACACUGACACGGAACCAUCAUCCAACCUGUUGUGCCUGUCUGAUGUCAAGAGGUCCUUCAAAGCCAUGUUCAGGAGGAGGCCAGGACAGCAGAGGCAGAAACUCCACCUUCUUAUAGUCUGCACAUUCAUCAACAACCUGGUAGCUGUAGGAGAGCAGGCUAUCUCCCUGCUCUAUUUGAAGUACGAGCCAAGGGAGUUCACAACUGAACUGUAUGGCGUGUUCAAAUCAGCCCAGAUGCUGCUGUUAGGGUUUACCCUGCUGGGGAUCUUCCCACUGCUUAUGAGAGUGGUAGGAGAGAUGACUCUGGCCAAAGUGAGUGUUCUCUUCAGGACAGCAGGCUUAGUUCUAAUGGCCUUCUCCACUAACACAUGGAUGGUGUUUCUAGUGGCUGUGGUGUCUGCCCCUGCUGGCAUCACUCAGGCUGUCAUCCGCUCUCUGUCCUCCACCAUCGUAGAGCCAGACGAACAAGGUGCGAUGUUCUCCUUCUCUGCGUCUGUGGAGACCACAUGUAUUAUGUUUGCAGCGGUGAUGUUUAAUGGCCUGUUCCCUCUGACCCUGCCCACCUUCCCUGGCAUGCCCUUCAUCGUCAUGGCAGGCUUCACACUCAUCAUCUUCAUCUUAAUGCAGUGGAUCAGUGAGAUGCCAGUCACACAACCUCGCCUGGUCAUACAGGACUAAAUUCAGUCCUAUAGUACACCUAGGAUGUGUCUCAAAUGGCAUCCUACUCCCUAUACAGUGCAUAAUAUACGGUAGAUCAGGGCUAUUCAACUCUUACCCUACCAGGUACGGAGUUUUCUGUUCUACCUGAUAAUUAAUUGCACCCACCUGGUGUCCCAGGUCUAAAUCAGUCCCUGAUUAGAUGGGAACAAUGAAAAAAUGCAGUGUAAUUGGCUUCAAUGUCCAGAGUUGAGUUUGAGGGCAGUAGAUGGUACAUUAUACAGGAAAUCAUAUAGAUUUUAAAUUUUUAUAUAUAUAUAUUUAUUUUCCGAUAAAUUAACUGUGAAAAUGGGACAACCCCAUUGCAUUUGAGUAACCCAUAAUGCACGUUUUUAAGUUAUUCUCAUCACACAUGUUCUGCUUCUGCUGUGCUCUGCAGGAAACGGGUAAAGGUAAAUGAAUAAUAUUGCCUCUUCUACCCAUUUCUGUUAUUUCAAUCAACACAUAUGUUUCUUCACACCUGUAAAAUGAUUGCAGCAGAAUUGCUUUUAUGAAUAAAAUUGCAUUAUCAUAA